Nilaparvata lugens (brown planthopper) is the source of this 2923-nucleotide messenger RNA. RefSeq names its product constitutive coactivator of peroxisome proliferator-activated receptor gamma. The transcript has 11 exons. Gene Ontology annotation, cellular component: nucleus. Lineage: Eukaryota; Metazoa; Arthropoda; Insecta; Hemiptera; Delphacidae. The record is from RefSeq and is a predicted model, not a curated record. Bases 124 to 2364 code for a protein of 746 amino acids. Gene Ontology annotation, molecular function: nuclease activity.
AUGUGUUUGUGUAAAUGAUUUGCCACAUUGUUGAAAAUACCGAUAAUUUGUAGUAAAAUUUAAUUAGAUUUACUCUUUUGUUAACAUUUUGAUCCAGUUAAUGUUGACUUACAAUAUCUGACAAUGGGAGUAUUCAGAUUAGAAUCGUUCUACGAACACAACUGUAGCCCAAAGGUGGUCAACAUCCAAACUCUUCUAGAGGAAUACAGAAAGGAGAACAACUUUGUUGAAACAGCGACCAUCGUGGUAGAUGGCACCAACUGCCUGCGAACCCUCUACGGUGACCUUGACUGGAUCGCUGGAGGUCAACUCAAAGAGUUUCACGAGCGUGUCAACAAGCUGCUCGACAAAUUCAAGGAGUUGAACGUGAAACUGGUGUUCUUCUUCGAUGGACCGACAGUGGAGGCAAAGAGACCGCGUUGGGUGGAGCGUCGCCUAGCAACCAUUGCCGACUGCCGACGCGUCUUCUACGCCCUGGAAACCGGGCGUUAUGUACGCCACGAGAACUUCAUUCUGCCGCCCGGUGUGGGCAAUGUCGCCAGGCUAUUCCUCAAGCUGGAAUAUGGAUGCGAGGUUCACACGUCAGUGAAGGAAAACGACGAGGAGAUAGCGCUCUACGCGAAAAAGAACAACUGUUUCGGCAUCCUGGCUCAGGACACGGAUUUCCUGAUCUAUGGAGGCGCCAAGUACUACUUUUCGGCCAAAAAGCUCAACUUGAACACAAUGGAGACGAUCCUCUUCGACCGGGAAAAGUUGGCCGAAACUUUGAGCAUCAAAGUCGAACUUUUGCCGCUGUUUUCCACGUUGUCCGGCAACGAUAUUAUGCCCAGACAUCUUUUACAGGAACUCCACCAUAGAAUCAGUAAGAAGAAUCACUACAAACAGCAAAUAGAUAUCGCCAAUUACAUCAAAAGCUUGGAAAUCGAGGGAGAAAUCACUGAUGAAAUGUAUAAAAAAAUAGCCGCCGACAUACUGUACAAAAAGCCCAGAGUAAAAGAAUCGAAAGAGAGACGGCAUGACGGCAAGAACAAUGGGUUGAAGAAGGAUGGAGAGAAGAAGAAAGAGGACGGAGAAGAGGAGAAGAAGCCUGAGGUGAAGAAGGAGGGAGAAGGGGAGGAGAAGAGUGAAGAAGUGAAGAAAGAAGGUGAGGGAGAAGUGGGUGAGAAAAUGGACGACAGUGAAGAAGUGAAGGAGAAGGAGGAGAAGAUGGAGGUGAAGGAGGAGGAGAAGAAGGAGGAGGAAGAAGAGAAGAUGGAGGUGGAUGGAGGGGAGAAGGAGAAGAAAGAAGAAGAGGGAGAAGGUGAGAAGGUGGCAGAGAACGGAGACAAGAAAGCGGUCGAAGAAAGUGUGGAGAAUUCGGAGGAGUAUUUGAAGAAAAUGGUGGAGAUCACGGAACUUCUCAAGAAGUCGGUGGAAUGUCACAACUUGGAUAAAUUGAGUGAAGCAGACGAUGUAGUGAUAGACGACCUGGUGGCUGGCAUGGAGAAUAGGGAGCAGUGGAAGGAAAUAUUGACGGUGGCCUUGGAGCGACACAGGAGUGGGCUGGCCACCACCCACAUCUGGCCCAUCCUGACGGGGGGGCCAUUCGAGCUCAGUUGCUGUCUGGAGGACUUCUACAAGCGCGAUCUGCCCGUCGGAGCCGAGUUGACGAUGAACCUGCGCAGACGUAUCUACGGCAUUCUGCUGAUGGAGAAGCCACUGCCUGCCGGUGAGACUUGCCACAAGGUGCUCGAGUGGUGUGUGGACCGCGCUUUCCGCAACAAUCCUCAGCCAAAGCACCUCGAAGCGUGGAUGCCCAAAGGCUACGACCACCCUGGCCUGUUAGCGCUGUGGAACAGCAGUGCUGAAGACGAGGAGAUGCAAAACAAGAGAUGGAGCCUUUUCACCAGAAGUAUUUCCACCAAUAUUGAUAUCAACGAAGUGAAAAAGCUGGAGCCGUUCCUUGUUGCACCCACUAUGGCUCUCAAGUAUAUGGUGGAGAACCUGGGCUACUACCAGGACUGGGAGAUCAAAGUGCUGGUAGCGUUGGCUCUGCGCGUGCACUCUACGCCCGCCGAGGAGCUGCAAGCGGGCAGUCGCAAGUCGGAGCGCACUCUGGAGCGACCCGUGCGACUGGCGUCGCUCUACAUGCGGCUGCAAGGACUCAUUGUGUUCCUCAUAUCCGCGCUCAAUGGACCUAUUUCGCUCGUUGACGUUCUUCCUUGGAACAAUUUCGAUGGAAAAUUAUUCCAGUUCCUUUAUGCUUCGGCAAGGCAGAACUGCAUAGACUCAUUCCUGUGCAAUAAAAAUGAAAAACAUCUGGAACAGUACAACGCCAUUUUGAAAUUGGUGCUUCCCAUCAGACCAAAGGGCAAUUUCUGGUAGGGCAAUGAUUGACAGAUGACUGGCUGAAAGUACUCAACUCGAUUUGACGCCAGUUUUGGAUAAUCUCAGUUGUCCAAGUUUUGAAAUAAUAUCAAUGAUUUUUACUAUAGAGACGCGAUGCUACAGUCUUGUUCAAACUCUAACUUAUUACCCUCCUCAGUCAUUGUAUUUACGUUUAAGUGUGUGUGCUGCAAAAAUGUUCAUUUAGAAAUUUCUCACGCCGUUUGUGUAUGAUCAAAGAAAGUUCGUACUUUGUUCUUCAAAUAAUUAGUGAUUUAUAGAAUAUUCAAUAAGUUUUAAUAGUUUUAUCGCUCAAUCUAUACAGUGGCCUAUUUUUAACGAACGAUCUCUUGCGGGGAUAGAAUGAACUAACCAUUCCAAUGAACGGCGCUGAUAAUUGAUUUUUUCAUUUCAUCGAUCAAUUUUGGUCGAUUCAGUGUUUCAAGGGUCGUGAGAAGAGUGCAAGGAGGUACAGUAUGUGAUUAGUACGGUAAUAAAUAGUACGUAUGUGAAUAAUAUGUGUUUUGAUUAUUUUACAAUAAAAUUUAUUUGAAAUCGA